AUGGCCCAGAAACGGCACCUGGUCAGCUACGACUUCCAGCGGAUCCGGGCGCCUCUUGACCGGCCGCCAUUGGGCCCGCUGUCGCCGCGGGCGGUCUCGGACAGCGGCUUUCCAAACCGCCCCGACCUAUCUUUCCAGGACAACUUUGAUUUCUUCCCACCCAAGAAACACGCGUACUCGGCGCUCGGGCGGGCGGACCACGAUGGCGAAAUGACGCUGUUCAGCUUUUCUGAGGCCGACGACUCGGUGCUCCAGGUGGCGCUUCCUCGAAAACCACCGCUGGAUGUUUUGGACACUUUCAUCAGCCCCAAGGCGCUGCUCAGCGACGUCGACACGCUUCGGCUGGUGCUGCCGGCCAAAUCGCGGGCGCUGGGCGAGUCGAGCGCCAUCCGCAUUAUCGAAACCUAUGGCAGCACGGGCCUGCUUCGGCUGGAGAAGCUCAAACUCGAAGAGAAGGAAAACGAAGACAGGCAGAGAGCAGAGCAGGAGAGGAAGACAGAGCAGGAGAGGAAGACAGAGCAGGAGAAGAAGACAGAGCAGGACAGCAGACAGAAAGCAGAGCAUGAAGUCGUCAACGAAAGGCUCGAGCGGCCCGAAAGACUAGAAAAAAGACAUUCGAGAUCGACAGAAUCGCUGCCGUUGGAUGCACGGCCCCCGGCCCUCAAAACACACGCCCGCCACAGCUCCGAGUCUUCCACGGUCUCUCUCGGCUCGACGGCCAGCGGAAAAGCCAACUCGCAGCAGCGUUUUUUGCGCUACGCCAUGAGCACUCAGAGACUGGACACGCACCAACGCUGGCUGAUGCCCAAUGUGCUCGCGUGGCUCGACUCGCACGGCUUUUCCGACGAAUGGAAAGAAACGUUCCGCCGCAACGAGAUCUCGGGCAACAGGUUUCUCGAGUUGGGCAACUACGACGCCAGCUCGGCCGUGUGGCGCCUGAUAGCACUGCGCUUGGGCCACGACGAUCUUUCGGCCAGCGUUCCUCGCUUUCUUGCGUUGCUCCGCGCUGAGCUGGACGAUCCGUGCAUCCAGUCGCCAGACGAGGACUAUUCUGUUCCCGAGAGCCGAAAGUCGUCUGCCACGCUUUGGAUGCAGCCAUCGCCGACCGCCACAUCCAAGCCGCGGCCAUACUCGUACGUUGAUCCGCCCACUAAAUCCACGCCGCGUGAGUAUUUGCAUGGUCACAAGCUCUUCCGCAAACACAACCGUGCUGGGUCGUCGGACUCGGACACGUUGUCGCCGUAUUCGACUCCAGGAUCACGGAAAAGCGGGCUCUUUAGCACGCUUCGCAAAUAUGGCGGCGACAAGGCCGCUGGAUUGGUGAAACAGGUGCACUCGGGCACCGCCAAGCCCCAAAAGCCGCGGUCCAAGGAUAGAGAGUACGAGAGCGAGCGGGACAUUGAAAAAGAGCAUCAGCGGAACGAACACGAAAACACAUACAAGGAAAGCCCCAAGGAGAGUCACCGCGAGCUCUUUCGCGAGAAAGACAGAGAUCUCCGCGACAAGGACAGUACCAAGGAGAACGGGAAAGAUAGCUCCAAAGAGAGCUCACGGGAAAGCAUCAGGCAGAACAUCAAAGAGAGCCACAAAGAACGCGACGACAGAGACUUCAAGGAGAAAGAGCCGCGAGACAGAGAAGUCAAAGAGAACACUCGUGUUUCCAAGGGUAGAGAUGUUUUCGACUCCGGAGACCGGCCCAAGGAAAAACCAUCUGAAACCCUCGCCGCCCGCUUUUUGCCCAGGGAAAUGGGGUUUGCGCCCGACCUCACCCAUGUCUUGCUAACGCGGGACAACUGCACGUUUGUGGCCACCCGCAUCGACGCAAACCAGGAGUUUGCCAGCGUGCGUCUUGCUUUCAUCCGGGCCGUCGACAUCAUCGAUGUGGGUGCCAUCACGUUCCAUCUCACGGACUUUGAUGCCGAGCCAGGCGACGCCUUGCCCGAACGUGAAAUGCUCCAUGUUCUUCGCCAUGAACGCUUGGUCAAGCUCAGAGUCCAGCAAACGAUCCAUUCGCCACACGGAACAGGGACGUUUUCGAGCACGUCGUCGGACUCCAAGUCCUUUGACACCACGGGCGAAAACAAUGGCAAAAUGUAUCCUGCAACGCCGCAGUACAUGUUGCAGGACUCACGGGACAAGAACAUUGACUAUUUGAACUUCAAAGACCAGUCUGCGCUCUCGGAAAUUUCUGAGGCGCUGGCGAGAGAAACAAAAGACGCCAGACGCCCACCAGAAAAGACGAAAGAGGCUCUGGCGAAAAUGCCCAUGCCUUUUGUGCCUAUGAAGCUUUCGAUGCCCAACAGAAGGCCACCACCCAACUCGAAAAUAACCACGCUUCCUCCUUUGACUACGGCAACUCUAGCGCCGGUGUCCCCUAACCCACUGGCUCCAAAGCCUAUUUCAUCUCCUCAACCACAGGCUUCUCCCGUGGCGUCAUCAACAGGCUCCUUCUUGGUGGUGCGCAAAGAGGGCCGAGAAAUCGACUUCGACAAGCGUCGCCAGUCUUCAUCUGAAAGCAAGGCGCCACGGCUCAUCCCCAACAUCUUUUCUUCGUCGGUGACAGAUGUAGCCGUCUCUCCAAUAUCGGCUUCCACAAUUCAUGCGUUGAAGGACGAAAAAUCAACAAAACCUUCAGAUCUAACUCCGGCUGGAUCCGCUUCGAGAGCUCCCUCGCUGGGUUCAGAUAUAGAAAAAGGAGCUAGUUUUGUUGCCAAGCGCAAGGCCCCGCCACCACCGUCCAAGACCAAUUCUAUGUCAAUCCACAAAAAGAACUCCAUGUCCAGCUUCAAUAACAGCAAAUCGGACGAUGCGUCGCUCUCGGGCGAAAGCAUUAAUUCCAUUCGAAGCUCUGUUAGCUGUGCGUCUCGAUUCCAAAGUAUUCAUAGCAAGCCUAGUGCAUUCACAGAGAACAACAUAAGCUUUGUUGACGCCCCUCAACUCGAUACCAGCACCAUUUCCACGGGCAACAGUGGCUCAGACGACGAAGAUUUUUUUAUCAAGCCAACGAAAAAAAUCGUCGGGCCAGCAAAAGUUCUGGAAAUCAACCUCAUGAGUGUGAGACCUCCUGUGGAAGAAGUUUACAGUAAUCUUGAAAAGUAUUUCCCCAAUACUAAUUUGGACAAGCCGAUUAUUGAUGCAUCUACAGACCCAGCUGAAACAAAACCGUCUCAGCCUGCUUCAAGGAAAGUGUCCAUUUCGAGAACGUUUUCCAACGCCAACAUUUCGCCUGUCCAUCCGCAUGAAGAUGGCGACGACGAAUUUUUCUAUGGUGAUGGGCCUAAGCUUCGCCGCAGCAUGAAAUCCAUUCGUAUUGUUGCGAACGAAGCAAGAAUUAAGAGAUUGGCCAGCAUCAGAGCUGCUCGGACCGCAAGCACCAAAGACGCCAAAGAGGUGAAGAACUUUUCUCCCACCUUACACAGAACUAAUACUAAACUUUGGGGCCAGAAAGUGGUGGAAGUGACGUCUGCAGAAAUUGACAAGGGCUUUGUGAGCCGGAUCUCCAACAAGAAUAACGGAGAACUGGAAGAGUUUGCGUGGAUAAAGGGUGAGUUGAUUGGCCGCGGCUCUUUUGGCUCUGUUUAUUUGGCUCUUAAUGUCACCACAGGAGAAAUGUUGGCAGUCAAACAAGUGGUUGUUCAGGGUAAUACGUCCAAUGAGGGAUUGGAUGCGCUCCAUAAGGAAGUCGAAAACAUGAAGGACUUGGACCACCUUAAUAUCGUCCAGUACUUGGGAUUCGAGCAAAAGCAGAAUACUUACCGGUUGUUCUUGGAAUAUGUUGCCGGCGGGUCCAUUUCCUCAUGCUUGAAAUCAUAUGGAAAGUUCGAUGAACAACUCGUUAAGUUCAUCACGAGACAGGUUCUCGAAGGAUUGAAGUACAUCCACUCCAACGGCAUUCUUCACCGUGAUUUGAAGGCGGACAAUCUUUUGCUCGAGGUAGAUGGAACAUGCAAGAUUUCUGACUUUGGCAUCUCCAAAAAAUCAAAGGACAUUUACAGCAACAAUGCUGAAAUGUCCAUGCAAGGCACGGUGUUCUGGAUGGCGCCGGAAGUGAUUCAUAGCAUGGUGGCAGACAAAAAGCAGGGCUACAGUGCCAAAGUCGACAUCUGGUCGCUUGGUUGUGUUGUGUUGGAAAUGUUUGCAGGCAAACGGCCGUGGUCCAACGAAGCAGUGGUGAGUGCCAUUUACAAGAUCGGCAAGACGAAGUUGGCGCCGCCAAUCCCCGAGGAAUUGAGUGACGAGUCGAAAGAUUUCCUCCACAAGUGCUUUACCAUUGAUACAGAAAAGAGGCCUACUGCUGCAGAGUUGUUAGACCAUCCGUUCAUGAGCAUAGACCCCAACUUCUCCUUCAGCAAGACGAGGUUGAGCCAUGUGUUGAACUCUACACGGCGGAGAAUGUAG
Messenger RNA from Clavispora lusitaniae ATCC 42720, 4398 nucleotides. RefSeq names its product mitogen-activated protein kinase kinase kinase (gene BCK1). Gene Ontology annotation, molecular function: ATP binding; protein binding; protein kinase activity. Gene Ontology annotation, biological process: protein phosphorylation. The record is from RefSeq and is a predicted model, not a curated record. Lineage: Eukaryota; Fungi; Ascomycota; Pichiomycetes; Serinales; Metschnikowiaceae.